This is a messenger RNA of Macaca mulatta (Rhesus monkey), 2805 nucleotides long. RefSeq names its product N-acetyltransferase 1 (gene NAT1). The record is from RefSeq and is a predicted model, not a curated record. NCBI's taxonomy places the organism in Eukaryota, Metazoa, Chordata, Mammalia, Primates, Cercopithecidae. Gene Ontology annotation, molecular function: arylamine N-acetyltransferase activity.
GUUCUGCUUUUCCUGGACCUGUUCCAAGCUCUCACGUUCCACAUCACACAUGGGACAUCUGGUGUCAGGCUCCCAGAGAGCAGGAACCAGGUGAAAUACAAGGGCACAGUCCUCCCAGCCAGUGGCAUGGGGAUAAUCGGACAGUACAACUCUCCACACUUUUUUAAUGGAAAGAUAUGAAUAAGGGGUCCACAGGAGCAACCUGAGGCCCUGCAACUACAUUUCCCAGGGCUCCCUGGGGUAACCAGGGAGGUGACUCUGGGGGCAGGGCCACGUGGACAUCCAAUGAGAGCACUUCCCCUGCAGACUUUGAAAGUGAGAGCACUUCCUCAUAGACGUUGGAUGUGGGAGGAGUGCAUUCAGUCUGGUUCCUGGUUGCCGCUGAAAUAACCUGCUCUCCAAAAUGUCCACCCAGGUGACUUAAGUCAGGUUCCCCCAAACCAGAAACCAAGACAAGAAUCCAUGUGUGAGAAACUGAAGGAAGUGCUGGGAGAGCCCCAGCUGCAGCCUGGAUGUGAAUUGCAACUCUGAAGUGCGUCCAGACGCAAGGCAAGGGCACUAGGCUUUCCAGACCUCCUACUAAGUCAUUGAUCCAGCACUGCCCUGGCAGGACAUAAAUCCCUGGCACUUCUAGCUCUCUGCAAAGGAGGGCAAAGCAGCUUCAGGAGCCCUUGGGAGUGCUCCAAAGAGAGUCUAGGGUACAGGUCCUAAAGUAGAACACAGAAGGCCGGCCAGGGGCACUGCGAGAUGGGAAAAGAGAUCUGAAGGGAUCCAGAAUUCAAGCCAGGAAGAAGCAGCAUUCUGUCUUCUGGAUUAAAACUGAAGCUCAACCUACUUUCAGCUUACUAAGAAAGGGGAUCAUGGACAUUGAAGCAUAUCUUGAAAGAAUUGGCUAUAAGAAGUCCAGAAACAAAUUGGACUUGGAAACAUUAACUGACAUUCUUGAGCACCAGAUCCGAGCUGUUCCCUUUGAGAACCUUAACAUCCAUUGUGGGGAAGCCAUGGACUUAGGCUUAGAGGCCAUUUUUGAUCAAGUCGUGAGAAGAAAUCGGGGUGGGUGGUGUCUCCAGGUCAAUCAUCUUCUGUACUGGGCUCUGACCACUAUGGGUUUUGAGACCACGAUGUUGGGAGGGUAUGUUUACAACACUCCAGCCAAAAAGUACAGCACUGGCAUGAUUCAUCUUCUCCUGCAGGUGACCAUUGACGGCAGGAACUACAUUGUCGAUGCUGGGUUUGGACGCUCAUACCAGAUGUGGCAGCCUCUGGAGUUAAUUUCUGGGAAGGAUCAACCUCAGGUGCCUUGCAUCUUCCGCUUGACGGAAGAGAAUGGAUUCUGGUAUCUAGACCAAAUCAGAAGAGACCAGUACAUUCCAAAUAAAGAAUUUCUUAAUUCUGAUCUCCUAGAAGACAGCAAAUACCGAAAAAUCUACUCCUUUACUCUUGAGCCUCGAACAAUUGAAGAUUUUGAGUCUAUGAAUACAUACCUGCAGACUUCUCCAGCAUCUGUGUUUACUAGCAAAUCAUUUUGUUCCUUGCAGACCCCAGAUGGGGUUCACUGUUUAGUGGGCUGCACCCUCACCUAUAGGAGAUUCAAUUACAAGGACAAUACAGAUCUGAUAGAGUUCAAGACUCUGAAUGAGGAAGAAAUAGAAAAAGUGCUGAAAAAUAUAUUUAAUAUUUCCUUGGAGAGAAAGCUUAUGCCCAAACAUGGUGAUAGAUUUUUUACUAUUUAGAAUAAGGAGUAGGCUGGGCGCGGUGGCUCACGCCUGUAAUCCCAGCACUUUGGGAGGCCGAGGUGGGUGGAUCACGAGGUCAAGAGAUCGAGACCAUCCUGGCUAACAUGGUGAAACCCCGUCUCUACUAAAAACACAAAAAAUUAGCUGGGCGUGGUGGCGGGCACCUGUAGUCCCAGCUACUCGGGAGGCUGAGGCAGAAGAAGGUGUGAACCUGGAAGGCGGAACUUGCAGUGAGCUGAGAUCGCGCCACUGCCCUCCAGCCUGGGUGACAGAGUGAGACUCCAUCUCAAAAAAAAAAAAAAAAAAAAAAAAAGAAUAAGAAGUAAAACAAUCUUGUGUAUUUGUCACCCAGCUCACCAGUUAUCAACUGAUGACCUAUCAUGUAUCUUCUGUACCCUUACAUUAUUUUGAAGAAAAUCCUAGACAUCAAAUCAUUUCACCUAUAAAAAUGUCAGCAUAUAUAAUUAAACAGCAUUUUAAGGAAACAGAACCACAAACCUUUUCAAAUAAUAAAAAUAAAGGUAUUUUGAAGAUGGCCUGUGGCUAUCUUGGAAAUCGGUGAUUUAUGCUAGAAAGCUUUUAAUGUUGGUUUAUUGUUGAAUUCCUAGAAAAGUUUUAUUGGUAGAUGAGUAAAUAAAAUAUUGUGAAAAAACUUAUUGUCUAUAAAGUAUAUUCAAACAUUGUUGGCUAAUAUAAUUUGAAUUAAAAUGGUUUUUUGGAAGACUUACGAUAUUAUGGGGCUACAUAAUUUUUCCUGAAUGUUCUCUUCCUCUGAUCUUUCUUGUCUCUUAAAUUAUUUUACUUCCUUGUGCUCUUUGCCAUAUGAGAAUGAACAUGAGCUUUUCUUGUGUAGAUCUGAGUUGAAAUCCUGUGGACACUGGGUGAAUUACUUUUUGUAUCUCUAGCUCUGACUCCUUAGGCAUAAAAUAGGAAUAAUGCUUUUACAGUUCAGUGGCAGAACUAAACUCCCAACACAUAUUUGUUAUAUGGAUCUUUUAAUAAUGUCAGUCAUGUUUUUGGUACUAAGUCAUUAUUUAAUAAAAGUUAUUCUUCUAUCUUGCUUGCCCCC